GUAUGGUCGAGUGGCCAGCUCUGCCGAUUUCAACAGGGCUAGGGGUAGGUUUAUGUUUUUGUCGGUGCUAAUGGUAUAGCUUUUGGGUUGAAAAAUUAUAUUCAUCAUGGAAAUAAAAGACCUGGCAGAUUUAUAUGGCGACGAACUUAAAUUAACAAAACUGAUCAGAAAAAGCUCGGCACGUGCUCAGGAAAUUGCUAAAAGACAAGAAUUGGAUUCUUCCGAUGGACAAAUCAUCGAUGACCAUGAUCAAUUUUACAAAGAUCACAAGUUGCUUCUUCUAUUAUUUAGAUGGCAUAAUAUCUUUAUUUUAGGUCAAAAUUUGCAAUUUCCUCAUCUCAGUAAUCUCAUCGUCAUUAUCAGUUUGGGAUGCCUGGUGCUAGCAGUGGCUUUUCUUUUAACACUGAGCGCAUUAUUAGAUGGAUAUACAUUGUACCAUACAAGCGCUUACUACCAUAUUAUUAUAAUGCUAAACAUGAACUCUGCUCUGUGGUAUAUUAACUUGAGGGGCAUUGGAAAUGCUAGCCAGGGUUUGGCAGAUAAUUUCCAGAAGGACAUAGAUAACUUUUGCACCGGAUACAUAAUAGCCCACUAUAGAAGACUAUGGCUAGAACUAAGCGAGCUCCUCCAGUCUAUAGGAAAUGCUUACGCAAGAACGUAUUCUACGUAUUCGCUGUUUAUGAUCACCAACAUCACAGUUGCGACGUACGGCUUUAUAUCAGAAAUCAUGGAGCACGGGAUAACGUUUUCUUUCAAAGAAAUGGGCCUUAUUGUAGCCAGCGCGUAUUGCAUGGUGCUUCUGUACAUCUACUGCGAUUGCUCACAUAAAGCCUCAGAUAAUAUAGCUCUGAGGAUCCAGAGAUCGCUAAUAGAAAUUGAUCUAACUACGAUUAAUCUAGACACAGGAAAAGAGAUUGAUAUGUUUUUGACAGCAAUUCGUCUAAAUCCUCCAACAGUGUCUUUACAAGGCUAUUCUGAUGUUGAUAGAAAACUUAUAACUUCAAGUGUUUCCACCAUAGCGAUCUACCUAAUUGUCCUGCUACAAUUCAAGAUAAGUUUACUCAACAUGAAAUCUAUAGAAUAAAGCUUAAAUGAUAUAUUUCUAGAUUAAAAUGCUAGAUUAUAGAUUAAAAUAAGUAUGUAGGCACAAGUUAAAUGUUAUUUUUGUUACAGGUUGAUCUAAUAAAGUUAUCAACAUAGCAAUUCGAACGUUACAGCUAGC
This is a messenger RNA of Diabrotica virgifera virgifera (western corn rootworm), 1222 nucleotides long. RefSeq names its product gustatory and odorant receptor 22-like. The transcript is spliced from 7 exons. Gene Ontology annotation, cellular component: membrane. The record is from RefSeq and is a predicted model, not a curated record. Gene Ontology annotation, biological process: sensory perception of taste. Bases 107 to 1084 code for a protein of 325 amino acids. Lineage: Eukaryota; Metazoa; Arthropoda; Insecta; Coleoptera; Chrysomelidae.